Molecule: messenger RNA, 999 nt
Organism: Chlorella variabilis
Lineage: Eukaryota; Viridiplantae; Chlorophyta; Trebouxiophyceae; Chlorellales; Chlorellaceae
Exons: 8
Coding region: 1-999 (332 amino acids)
Molecular function (GO): calcium ion binding
Source: RefSeq, a predicted model, not a curated record
AUGCUGGUCGCCGCAGUCGUCUGCAGGCCGUGCUGCCGGCCCUUGCGCAGUGCAGCACUGCCCGCACAGAGGGCGGCUCGGCCGCUGCGUCGCGGCUUGUUGUUGGUGGCUGCCAGCGGGCCGGAGGGGGACAAGGAUGGGCCCUCCACAUCGUCGCUGACCAAGCAGAAGCGCGUUCAAGAACUGGAGAGCAGCCUGAAGAAGAUGGGCAUAGACAAGGCCACAGCGCAGCGCAUCCUGCAAAUCUGGCGGCAGAGCGGCGCCACCAGCCCCGACGGUCUGCGCACGCUCUUCCUGAAGAGAAGCUUCAACAAGUCGACGCGCAUCGGGCUGCAGCUGCUGAUCGACGGCGCGGCGGGCGCGGGCGCCUACGUGGCGGCCAGGUCCAUCACCGCCGACGAGCUGGGCAGCCUGUCGCUGGCAGCCAAGUACGGGCUGUACUUCCUGGCAAUUUACCUCUUCAUCGGCGCAUCAUUCGAGUUCUUCAGCCUGGGCGCCCUGCUGUACGCGGCUUUCAGGUAUUCCACCAAUGCCGACACGUUCCUGGUGGCGGUCCAAGAGAUUGCCGGCUCCUCCACCGGCCUAAGCGUGGUGGACCAGGCCAACAAGGCGGUCAACAUUGUCAAGGUGCUGGCUGCGCUGGACCAGAUUCGGGAGCUGCUCAAGAACGCCACCUCUGAAAACCCCGACGACUUCUUCGCCAGCCUGGGCGUGUACCUGACACUGGAGCGCGCGCAGCGGCUGUACGGCUUUGAUGCGGAGCAGUACGGGCUUGAUGAUGCCGCCGCUGCCGACAUCGCCGCCGUCUUUGCCAGGUACGACCUCAACGAUGACGGCUUCCUGCAGCUGGACGAGUUCAGCCGCCUGUGCGCCGAGAACGGGGUGGAGCUGAGCGAGGCGGAGGUGCGGGCCGCCUUCGACCUGCUGGACACAGACAAGAGCAAAACGCUCGACUUUGGCGAGUGGGUGGCGUGGUGGCUGCAGAAGAGCCGCGCCUGA